AUUUUCCUUUGAUGCAUCUUUCUUUGUCUUUCAUUAUUCUUCGUAGAUGGAUUCACAAAACAAUGCUUAUUACACCAGUCUUUUAAGUGGAGGAUCAACCAUCGACGAUCCCUUUCUUACCAAUGAGCAUAGUGAAACUAAUGAGGAUAGUCCUACCGUGCCUCAAUUCACCAAUACCCCUUCCAUUGCUAGGAGGGGUCAACGGGGAACCAACUUUGCAAUUGAGGAUGAUUUAUUGCUCAUUUCCGCAUAUCUUAAUACUAGCUUAGAUCCGGUGCAUGGAAACCAACAAAAGCUAGGCGCCUAUUGGGAAAGGAUUGAAAAUUACUACAAUGAAAACAAGCAAGAUGUUAAUAUCGUUCGAUCCAAAGUCUCAUUGCAGCAUCGUUGGAGUACUUUACAAAGAGAAGUUAACAAAUUUUGUGGACAUUUUGCGAAAAUAGAUGGAAGACAGCAGAGUGGAGUGACUGAACAAGAUAAGAUUAUGCAGGCUCAAAUAAUGUUCAAACAAUUGGAAAGUCAUUCAUUCCAAUUCUUACAUUGUUGGUAUCAACUGAGACAUCACCCAAAGUGGAUGAUGGAGAAUUCUUCAAGGAAGGCCAACAAGAAAACAAAGAAUUCUAGUCCGCAAUCCUCUCCCCCAACAACUCCUGAUUCAAUAAAUCUAGAAGAAGAUGAAAAUGUGCCCAGCACUUUCGAUGAGUUAGAGCGACCACUUGGUAGAAAAGCAUCGAAAGAACGCCUCCGCAAAGGGAAGACACAAGCUACCAGUGCUUCUACAACUUCUUCAGCAAUGAUGAUAAUAAAAUUUGACGAAGAAUGCACAAAAAGAGAAGCCCGAUAUGAGAGAGCAUUCUCACAACAACAAGAAUUGAUAGACAUUGAGAAGAAAAAAUAUCGUAUCAAAGAAGCAAUGGAAGAGGAAAGAAUCAUGCUUAUGGACACUGCUAGCAUGCCUCCAGGUUUAGCAACAUAUUACGAGCGUCGCAAGGCAGAAAUAUUAGCUAGACAAGGCCUUGAUUGAACUCUGAAUAUGUUAAUUUUUAGCUUAAUGUUUAUAUGUAUUAAACACUAUUUAAGUUCUGACCUCAUAUGUAUGAACUGUGGGUUUAAUUAUAUAAUGGAUAGUUCCAACUGUUUGUAUAUGA
This is a messenger RNA of Tripterygium wilfordii, 1148 nucleotides long. RefSeq names its product glutathione S-transferase T3-like. The record is from RefSeq and is a predicted model, not a curated record. NCBI's taxonomy places the organism in Eukaryota, Viridiplantae, Streptophyta, Magnoliopsida, Celastrales, Celastraceae. The coding region runs from base 47 to 1024 and encodes 325 amino acids. The transcript has 2 exons.